AUGCCACGUUCAUCCUCCGGGGUGGCCUUUUCGGAUCUAUUAAAUCCCCAGACCCGUUCUGGUGACCAUCACGCUGCCUCUUUGGCUUCCUCAAACCACUCUGCCGCUUCCGGUGCCUUCCAGUCUGCACACAAGAACGCUUCUCCCGCCGCCAUGUCGCCCUCCAUUCUACCUCCUCUCGCCAAGGGACAGCGCGCCGCCGCUGACGAACCCCGUCAAGAGCUGCCGCGGCCCUACAAGUGUCCGCUCUGCGACCGUGCCUUUCACCGCCUAGAGCACCAAACUAGACAUAUCCGCACGCACACCGGCGAGAAGCCACACGCUUGCCAGUUCCCUGGCUGCUCCAAGCGAUUCAGUCGCUCAGACGAACUGACCCGCCACUCAAGAAUCCACAACAACCCAAACUCGCGAAGAGGGAACAAGGCACAGCAGCUGGCUGCGGCUGCGUCCAUGAACGGCAUGCCCGAUCCAAACCACGCCGCCGCCGCUGCCAUGAUGCCGCCGCCAAACAAGCCCAUCACCAGAUCCGCGCCUGUCUCGCAAGUCGCUUCGCCAAACGUGUCACCGCCGCACACCUACGUCACCUAUGCCACUCAUCUGCCCUCGAACCUUGGCCCGUACGGUCGAACGGCCGGGGAACGCCCAACGUCUGCAAUGGACAUGAACAUGCUCGCGACUGCGGCGUAUCACGUUGAACGCGACGAUCUCGCCUCGUACCAUUAUUCCUCCAACGUUGCGGCUUCUCGCUCGCCAUUCCACAACGGAUUGCGCCCGGCACAUCACUCCCUCCAUCCCAACAGCCGACUGCCAUCCUUGUCUGCCUAUGCGUUGUCGCACUCCAUGUCCCGGUCGCACUCGCAAGAAGACGACGACUACGGCCACCGGGUCAAGCGUUCAAGACCCAAUUCUCCCAAUUCAACCGCUCCCUCUUCGCCUACCUUCUCUCACAACUCACUGUCGCCAACACCAGACCACACCCCACUUGCCACGCCGGCCCACUCCCCGCGCUUGAGACCGUUCAUCGCCAAUGACUUGCAUCUGCCUGCCUUGCGACACCUGUCUCUGCACCACACACCGGCCUUGGCUCCCAUGGAACCGGCAGCCGAACCGCAGACUCACUAUUCCCCCGCGCAACCGCACUCCGGUCCUUCCAUCUCGGAUAUCAUGUCUCGUCCAGACGGCACCCAGAGGAAGCUCCCCGUGCCGCAGAUUCCCAAAGUUGCCGUCCAGGAGGUUUUGAAUCCGGGCGGCGGCAUCGCCUCUGGCAACUCGUCCGUUGCCGGCGGUGAUCUCGCGGAGCGCUAUUAG
Molecule: messenger RNA, 1308 nt
Organism: Uncinocarpus reesii 1704
Lineage: Eukaryota; Fungi; Ascomycota; Eurotiomycetes; Onygenales; Onygenaceae
Product: DNA-binding protein creA
Exons: 1
Coding region: 1-1308 (435 amino acids)
Cellular component (GO): nucleus; cytoplasm
Molecular function (GO): RNA polymerase II cis-regulatory region sequence-specific DNA binding
Source: RefSeq, a predicted model, not a curated record